This is a messenger RNA of Etheostoma spectabile (orangethroat darter), 3927 nucleotides long. RefSeq names its product isoleucyl-tRNA synthetase 2, mitochondrial (gene iars2). The transcript is spliced from 23 exons. Gene Ontology annotation, molecular function: ATP binding; tRNA binding; aminoacyl-tRNA deacylase activity. Lineage: Eukaryota; Metazoa; Chordata; Actinopteri; Perciformes; Percidae. Bases 154 to 3177 code for a protein of 1007 amino acids. Gene Ontology annotation, cellular component: mitochondrion. The record is from RefSeq and is a predicted model, not a curated record. Gene Ontology annotation, biological process: isoleucyl-tRNA aminoacylation; mitochondrial translation.
GUUGUCCCCUCUUCAAUUUCUUCCGGAAGAAACAGCACUACACGAAGGGCGGAAUAUAACAACACGACACUGCGUACUGUCACAACUCAGAAACAACCAAACAGUUUUCAGUGUUUGUGGUUUUGCUUGGCCACAGAGCUACUUCGCCCCUCCAUGCUGCUGUGCCGGGUUUCGGCAGUAAGCCAGACGCUAGCGAGAUGGGGACGGAGGUCACACCGGGGAGGUGGCCUCCUCCACCGUGCUCUCUCCUUCAGCUCCACCCGCGGUGGGAGUUCAGGAGAAGGCAGCGCUCAGCCCGCCGAGGCAGCCCCUGCUCAGGGUUUGUACCGAGACUCAGUGCUCCUUCCCCGGACCGAGUUCCCAAUGAAACUGACUGGACAGAAGCUGCUGGACCGAGAACUCCAGAUACAGCAGGAGUGUGGAUUUGCAGAUUUGUACUCCUGGCAAAGAGAGAGGAAGGCCAAGAAGGCGUUCUGCCUACAUGAUGGACCCCCGUAUGCCAAUGGAGACCCUCACGUAGGACAUGCACUCAAUAAGAUCCUGAAAGAUAUCCGUAACCGUUUUGAGAUGCUGAGGGGGCGGCAGGUCCACUACAUCCCAGGAUGGGACUGCCAUGGUCUGCCCAUCGAGCUGAAGGCUCUGGGGGAGAUGGGGACGAGCGGCCUCGGUCCCCUGCAGAUCCGACAGAAAGCGCGGGAGUUUGCAGACGGGGCCAUAGCUCGUCAGAAGGCUGCUUUCCAGCGCUGGGGGUUGAUGGCUGACUGGGACCAGUGCUACUACACGUAUGAUGGAGCCUAUGAGGCUGCUCAGCUGAAAGUCUUUCAAGAGAUGCACAGCAAGGGGUUCAUCUACCAGGACUACAAGCCAGUCUUCUGGUCUCCUUCAUCAAGAACGGCCUUAGCAGAGGCAGAGUUGGAGUACAACCCUGAGCAUGUGAGCAGAGCCAUCUAUGCCACAUUCCCCCUGAGCACACUGCCACCGGGAAUAGCCUCAGAAGCAGGUUUGAAAGGUGUCUCUGUGCUGGUGUGGACCACCCAGCCCUGGACCAUUCCCGCCAACCAGGCCGUCUGCUACAUGCCCAAAGCCCAGUACUCUGUGCUGAAGAGGGCAGACAACUCUCAGCUGCUGUUGGUGGCCACUGAGCGCACAGCCAGCGUGGCAGCGCUGCUGGGCACAGAGUUGGAUAGCAUAGCCACCUUUACAGGCUCCCAACUUGAGGGUGGAGUCUGCAAACAUCCCACAAUUCCUGACAAGGAAGUGCUUCUAUUGCCGGCCAAUCAUGUGACUAUGGCAAAAGGAACAGGAUUGGUCCACACAGCGCCAGCUCAUGGCAUGGAGGAUUACAGCGUGGCUUCACAGUUUAAACUGUCAGUGGAGUGUAUGGUGGAUGAGGACGGCAAGUUCACUGAACUGGCCGGCCCUGAGCUACAGAAUCUGUCUGUUAUGAGUGAAGGCACUGACAAAGUGAUCUGCAUGCUGAAGGAGUCUGGGGCUCUAGUGAAGGAGGAGCAGUGUGUCCACAGCUACCCGUAUGACUGGAGGACGAAGCAGCCUGUCGUCAUCAGGCCCAGCAAACAAUGGUUUAUCAACACGGCGUCACUUAAAGAUAAGGCCAAGGAGGCACUGCAGAAGGUGCGUGUUUUGCCUGAGUCGGCGAAGGGCAGCCUGUUGACCAUGCUGGACAGGCGGACGUACUGGUGCAUCUCCAGACAGCGAAGCUGGGGCGUCCCAAUCCCAGUCUUCUACCACAGAGAGACUGGAGAGGCUCUCAUCAACAAUCACACAGUGUCCCAUAUAGCAACGCUCUUCAAAGAAAAGGGCAGUGACUGUUGGUGGGAGCUUCCUGUUGAGACUUUGCUGCCAGAAGCUGUUCUCAAGAAGAGUAAAGCAGGUCCAGUGACUGACUACGUUCGGGGAGAAGACGUCCUCGACAUCUGGUUUGAUAGUGGAGCUUCAUGGGCUGCUGUACUGGAAGAGUCAGACUCCAGGGCAGAUGCGUAUGUGGAAGGGAAGGACCAGAUUGGAGGCUGGUUUCAGUCCUCGCUGCUCACCAGCAUAGCCGUCAGGAACAAAGCGCCUUACAAGUCUCUGGUGGUGCAUGGCUUUGCAGUCAGUGAGACAGGAGAGAAGAUGUCCAAGUCUCUAGGAAACGUUGUGGAUCCUCACACAGUCAUUAAUGGAGGGAAGGACGCCACAAUGCCACCCUACGGGGCAGAUGUGCUACGGUGGUGGGUGGCUGAGUCAAACGUCUUCUCUGAGGUUCAGAUCGGACCCACUGCACUCAACUCCGCCAGAGACAGCAUCGGCAAGCUAAGGAACACUCUGAAGUUCCUGCUUGGCAACCUGCACGGUUUUGACCCACGUGUGCAGGCUGUGGACCCCAAAGAGAUGCAUUACAUUGAUCAGUACAUGUUGCACCUGCUCCGCGAGUACAGCAUCAAGGUGACGGACGCCUACAGUGAGUUUGAUGCGGGCAGGGCCAUCCGUGUCCUCCAAGCCUUCAUCACCAGAGACCUCUCCAGCUUUUAUUUCAGCAUCAUCAAAGACAGAUUGUACUGUGAUCCGGAGGACUCUUUGGGCAGAAGAUCAUGUCAGACCGUUUUAGAGGAAAUUCUGGAUGGAGUGACCAGAUCAAUAGCUCCCAUCCUGCCACAUCUAGCCGAAGAGGUCUACCUACACGCACCAGGGCAUGACGAAAAAGAGACAUUGUUUAAAAGUGGCUGGAUCAAAAGCAGCUCUGUGUGGCGGCGUCCAGGAUUGGAGGAAGCAGUUGAAGGAGCCUGUGCCAUCAGGGACUCCUUCCUGUCGUCCAUUCCAGGCAAAAAUGCAGCUCAGUACGACCUCACCAUUGCCAUUGAACCAGGCUUGCUGUUUGAACUCAUGGAGUCUCUACAAGAUGAAGCCACCUCCACCUCCUCCCAGCUGGCUGAGCUGAUGAUGGUAGCGCGGGUCAGCCUGACCAGUGAGCUCCCCCGUGACCUGCCCCCAGACGCCCUGCUGAGCCACGGCACCUUCCUCAUCAACCUGGAGGGUGGUGUUAUCAAAGAGGACAGUGCCUACAGUAUAGCAGCAGUUCCCACCUCUGGUGCCCGGUGCCCGCGCUGCCGUCGCUACACUGCAGAUUCAGCAGACUGUCUGUGCCCGCGUUGCCAAACUGUCGUCUCACAGGGUAACUGACAGGCCACACGUGCUGUCACUGUGACGACCAUCAAACAUCAUCUUGGCUGUGUUAUUUCUCUGCUCUGGGUGAAGUUCCUCGAAAGCUGAAUAGAGACCAGGAUUUACAAUCCCUGUCGCCAUCACCUGAGAAAUGUAAAACUGAAUCCAAAUCAGCUGCUGCUUCACUCUGUUUUUUUUUCAUUUAUUUGACUGUCAGUUAAAAGAACCUGCAGCUUGGCACAUGGUUGGCUUUGGGAAAGAACGGCCUAAUAGCAGAUACCAAUGCAUACUUCACUAAAUUUGCUUCAGGCUUCACUGUUGUAUGCACUCCCACUUUCCUAGAACAGCAGGUGUGAACUCUAAAACCAAAAUGUCUAAGUCGGCCUUGGUCACUUUGCUGUGGCAUGAAUGUGGAGCUCAUACAUUUGAUGUUGUACCACCAAACAAUCUGAUGAAGCAUGAGCAAGACUGUGUACUUUAUGUUUAGUUGGGAAUUGAAGAUAUUGACUUGUUCUUUCAGUCUAGAAGGAAUGCCUUUCAGGGGGCUUGUCAGUUGUUUUUUUUAAAUGUGUAACUACAUGGAAAAGAAAUUCAUUACAAUGAGUGUCACUAUGUGACAACAGUAGAGAAUUUAUAUUGGGUGUGGAUUUCUUGUGAUCGUUUACCUUUGUAUAAUAAAUCCUGUUCCCUGUAAACUUUCCCAUAAAGUUGAAGGUGUAUAAAAAAAUGUAAUAAAUUAUAAAUAAAUGGAGUUUUAGCUCUAAACAU